Molecule: messenger RNA, 1205 nt
Organism: Eurytemora carolleeae
Lineage: Eukaryota; Metazoa; Arthropoda; Copepoda; Calanoida; Temoridae
Product: retinol dehydrogenase 13-like
Exons: 13
Coding region: 1-930 (309 amino acids)
Source: RefSeq, a predicted model, not a curated record
AUGGUGAAAAUAGGGAAAUCAUUAUUUUCUGAUACUGAUGCUGAUGUUUCUGGGAAGGUUUUUGUUGUGACCGGAAGCAAUAGUGGGAUCGGAAACCAAAUUGCCAGAGAGUUGGCCAAAAGAAAGGGACGAGUAUACAUGGCUUGUCGAGAUCUCAAAAAGUGUGAGGAGGCGAGGGAGGAAAUAGUUCUUGAAUCUAGAAACAAGUUUGUUUACUGUAGACAGUGUGAUCUUGCUAGUUUUAGUUCAAUUCGGAAUUUUGUAUCUGAGCUGAGUAAGAAGGAAGAGAAGGUUGACGUACUAAUAAACAACGCCGGAAUAAUGAACUGCAGAAAAAUGUAUACUCAGGAUGGAAUAGAAAUGCAGCUGGGAGUCAAUCAUAUGGGACCCUUUUUACUCGCACAUCUUUUAAAACCAUAUUUAAAGGCUGCGGGAAGGAGUCGGGUUGUUUAUAUGAUGAAUCUUGAUUAUAGAAAGGGCAAAAUUAAUUUAAGUGAUCUUAACGCUGAAAAUAAUUACGACGCAGCCCAGGCCUUCUGUCAGAGCCAGCUAGCGACAAUGUUAAGUGUACCUGUACUGGGUGAUGAGUGGAGGAAAGAGGGUAUUAGUGUGAACGCUGUGUAUCCCGGGGUCUGCAGUACAAAUAUAAAGAGACACAUGGGAGUAGAUAAAAGUAUUACAGGAAAUCUGAUUGCAAACCCUCUUCUAUGGUUCUUAACAAAGUCUGCUGAAAGAGGGGCACAAACACCGCUUUAUGUAGCAACCGAUAAAAAUUUAGAAAAUACAAGCGGAAGUUUAUUUUCCAACUUGUCGACUCUGGAAAUAGAUUCGGUAGCACUAGAUAAGGAGCUAGCGACUAAAGUAAUGGCAGUCAGUAAAUACUGGACUGGUCUUGUUGACAAAUCUGAACUAAGAAGAACAGCACAGUGAGUAUUGAUGACCAUCAAUCAUUCAAAAGAAAUUUGAACCAGAAAGAAGAACAUCUUCCACACUCUGGGCUUUAGGGUCUGAAACUGAAUCAAAAGAAGCCGAAGACAAAAUGAAUUUUUAACGAUAAAGCAAAAAUCUGCCUUAUUUCAUAGUCCAUAGCACUAGACAGCUUCAUGGGACUAAACUUAAUUGUCUCAUUUCUGUGUAAUGGAGCCUUUUAUGACUAAAGUAUCCGAAGAUGACUUAAUUAAAUAGGCUGAUUGUAUUCUUACAGA